UGCCAAACUCCGGAAGUAGCUCUCCAACUGUCGUCUGGCCUCGUGACACAUCAUCUCCGCAUUCUUGGCCACCUCACCACCCCCUGCAGCGACCAGCAUUGUGCAGACACGCAUAAAACAUCCACCACCGUGCCCCAAUCCAGCAUAAACUUCACGGAGUCUCGCAAUUGUCCUGCACCAUCUUGGACCGGUCUGUCGUCAGACGCGGGCCUACUCAGGGGCGGUCUCGACCAGGCGCGGAGAAGCCGCUGUUUCGAUCCAUUUUAUCAACCAGCGCAUCAAAACAAACGUCUCUCCAUUCCCCACAAUGGCUGGCGUUCUCUCGUUGGGUCCGGGGCCGAAAGACCUCGCGCGACAAAUUCUUGAACAUCAAGCUCCAGAAUACAAGUUCGCGUUCUCGCCCUUCCUCCUCCAGCAAUAUCAACACGGCCUUUCACCAAACCGUCCAACAUGCAAAGCCUACCUUCAGGGCCACUGCCCAUUGGGCUCGGCCUGCCCAGACAAACACACUGCCGUGAACAGCAACUCGAACUUCAACAACCUCGUCUGCAAGCAUUGGUUAAGGGGGUUGUGCAAGAAAGGCGACACUUGCGAGUUUCUACACGAGUUCAACCUGAGGAAGAUGCCGGAAUGUAACUUCUUUGUUAGGAAUGGGUACUGCUCUAAUGGUGAGGAAUGCCUUUACUUGCACAUUGACCCCUCUAAAAAACUACCUCCAUGUCCACACUACGAAAAAGGAUUCUGCCCUCUUGGACCGAAUUGCUCGAAAAAACAUAUUAGGAAGACUCUUUGUGAGUUUUAUCUCGCUGGCUUCUGUCCCGAUGGCAAGAACUGCAAGAAAGCACACCCCCGCUGGCCAACCGAGCUGCCCAAGCCGACCGUCAGGGUAGAGCGUGAUCCCGAGGAAGUUGCCGAGGAGCAAAGAAUAUUGAGAGAGAACGCCGAAAGAGAGGAGCAGCUCGAACGUGAGAAAUACAAUGCUGGCGAGGAAGGUGGUGGUGGUGGUAGAGGAGGUGGACGAGGAAGAGGACGAUGGCAUGCAUACGGUGGAGGGAGGGGCCGAGGACAAGGCCAGAAUCGGAGAGGAAGAGGUUAUAAUGGUUAA
Hyaloscypha bicolor E is the source of this 1105-nucleotide messenger RNA. RefSeq lists its product as uncharacterized. Gene Ontology annotation, molecular function: metal ion binding; RNA binding. The transcript is spliced from 2 exons. The record is from RefSeq and is a predicted model, not a curated record. The coding region runs from base 308 to 1105 and encodes 265 amino acids. Lineage: Eukaryota; Fungi; Ascomycota; Leotiomycetes; Helotiales; Hyaloscyphaceae.